Molecule: messenger RNA, 312 nt
Organism: Dovyalis caffra
Lineage: Eukaryota; Viridiplantae; Streptophyta; Magnoliopsida; Malpighiales; Salicaceae
Source: the annotation of a GenBank genome assembly
AUGACAACCCUUGAGAAGGCAGUAGAAGAUAAUCAUUUUAAGAAUCAAGAACUACUACCAAUUCCUAGUUGCAAAUCACUUGCAUUUGAGAGCUGCUUUGAACCAGUUCCAGACCGGAACAAUCAGAUGUACAUCGAGUACACACGCAUGGGAGUUGAGGUACAGAAGUUCGACGGUAUACUAGUGAACAAACGGCAAGAUUUGGAGCCUAAAACAACUGGAGCACAUGGAGAUAGAAGGUUGUUGGGGAGGGUGUCUCCGCUUCCGAUCUACCCAAUUGGCCGCUGCUCAGACAGAUCAAACCAUAUCUAA